AUGGAAGAUGUACUAGUGAUUAAGGAGUUUGUGGAUAUUUUUCCUAAAGAUUUACCUAAAUUACAGGAGUUGAAGAUACAACUACAAGAACUAUUGAAUAAGGGUUUCAUUCAACUUAUUGUAUCUUCAUGGGGGGGGGCACUAGUAUUGUUUGUUAAUAAGAAAGACAGGUGUUCCAAAAAAUUAGAUUUGAGAUUAGGUUAUCACAAACUCAAGAUAAAGGAUUGUGAUAUCCCUAAAAUGGCCGUUAGAGCGCGGUAUAGGCACUAUAAGUUCAUGGUGAUGCCAUUUGGGUUAACUAAUGCACCACCUGUGCUUAUGGAUUUAAUAAAUCAAGAGAAGUUGUACUCAAUGAAAAUUUUUGCUAGAUCGCAUUGGCUUCUCGGUCAUGUGGUUACUACACAAAGAAUUGAAGUAGACCUAGCUAAAGUUGAAACUAUCGAGGAAGGAGAUCAGAGUCCCGAUCAUUACACAACAGACGGUUCUCUUGAAUCCACUGGAGAUAAACAAAAUCAAGAGCCAGCAAUUGGUGUAGCACGCAAUCCAGGAGGGCUAGGUGCCUGGAGUUGGUGCAAGAUCAUGCAUUCCAAGAAGGCCUUGAGGAAACUAUGUUUAGAAUGUCAGAAAAACCAGUGUAGGUUGAGUUUGUUUGAUUCUAUUGAAGAAAACAAAGAUCUGAAUACAAUUAAGAUAGAAGAACUUGUAGGAUCCUUUCAAACCUAUGAACUCACCAUUUCACAACUGAGGAAAAACAAGUCCAUAGCCCUGAACACUGUUAGGGAAGGGGACUCAGAGUCAUCUGACAUGAAAACUCUUAGAGAUGAGGAGAUUGCCUACUUUGUGAAAAAAUUUCAAAAAGUCUUAAAGGGCAAAAAAUGGCCUCAAGAGAAAAGGAGAGGAGCCCCUAGUAAAUUGCAAAGAGAGAAGGAUGAUAAAUCAACUGCUGGGAACCCUGGUAAGAAAUCUCAAGGGGUUAGGUGCCAUGAGUGUCAGGGAUUUGUGCACUAUAGAAAUGAAUGUCUUAGCUUUAAGAAAAAUCUAAAGAAGGGGAGUAGGAAGGCAUUAACUGUGUCCUUGACUGGUGAUGAUUAUAAUUUAAGUGAACAAAGUGAUUCCUCAAGCAGUGAGGAGGAAAAGGGCUAUAUGGCUUUUGUAUCUACUUUCAAGAGCGAGUCAGACAAGGAGAGUGAGAAGGUUGAGGAGGAAGUAGAGAGUAACAAGUCCGGUGAUGAUUUGGAGGUUGAGGCAGAUAUACAUGAGGCUUAUCAACUUCUGUUUAAGGAAAGUCUCAAGAUUAAAAAGGUAAAUAAAGCCCUAUUUAAGAAGGUAGACAAGCUUGAGAGAGAGAAGGAGAAAAUCACCUAUGAUCUUCAAGUCUCAUCUAAGAAUCUCAGUGAGUUGAAGUGUGUCAAUGAGAAAUUAGAGGACAUGGUCAAGAUAUUAACCUGUGAAUUAGAGAAAUCCAACACUCAACUACAAUCAUUUGUGAGUGGAACUAAGAAACUAGACGAUCUGUUAGGAAUGAACAAACCAGCUGGAAAUAGGCAAGGUCUAGGAUUUGUGAAGAGUGAUAGCAAUGUGUCUAGUUUAUCAAAGACCACAUUUGUCCCCGCUUCCAACAGAUCUAAUGUUUCAACAAAUCCAGAAUCCAAAGACAAAAAUUUUAAUGGAUUGAAGGCCGCUAGAGCUCAUAAGAUUUCUACACCUAAUUUUCAUAAUCAACACUCACAUACAUUUGAACCUAGAGUCAUACCCACUUGUCAUAACUAUGGUGCCUUAGGCCACACGAGACCUAGGUGUCGAAAGUUAGCAAAUAGAAAUCAAAGUCAGGAUAUCCCUAGUCAAGUGAACUUCCUUUCAAAUCAGAUUAGUCACUUAACUGAGAUUGUAACAAGGUUGACUAGGAUCACCUCGGCCUCGAGAAAAGUUUGGGUAAAGAAAUCUGAUGUGGUUACCUUUGGGGACGGAGCUAUAGCACCCAUCCGAGGUAAAGGCUCCAUCACCAUUGUUGGACUUCCUACAAUAUCCAAUGUACUUUAUGUAGACGGCCUUAAGUCCGACUUAUUGAGCAUUAGUCAAAUCUGUGAUGCUGACUAUGAAGUGUUAGAACAUCUGAUAAUUAUUAUGGAGUUCUUCCAAACUCAAACUAUGUAUGCAGUAGUGCUAAUGUCUGAACUUUGGCAUCAAAGGCUCGGUCAUGUUAACUACAGAAGUCUGUCUAAAUUGGUUAAAAAGAAGAUUGUCGAUGGUUUACCUAAGAUUGAUCAAAGUGAGAAUGUUGUGUGCAAGCCGCGUCAACAAGGAAAGCAACUCAAGAUAAACCAUAAGCGAACCUCGAAAAUCUUGAUGAAUAGACCCCUAGAGCUUCUCCAUAUGGAUUUAAUGGGACCAUCUAGGGUAGAGAGCCUAGGAGGUAAACGGUAUAUCCUGGUUGUGGUAGAUGAUUUUUUUGGAUACACCUGGAUUGAUCUGUUAAGAGAAAAAUCUGAGACAGGCGAUCUGCAAAAUGGAGUUGUUGAGAGGAAGAAUAGAGUGCUUCAAGAAAUGGCUAGGGCCAUGCUUCACGACAAGACUCCCUAUGAGAUCUGGAAAGGCAAGAAGCCUACUGUUAAAUACUUUCGAGAGUUUGGCAGCAAGUGUUACAUUCUGAGGGAUAGAGAAAAUCUAGACAAGUUUGAUUCCAAAAGUGAUGAUGGGAUUUUUCUAGGAUAUUCUAAGAAUAGUAGAGCAUACCGAGUUCACAACUUGUGUACUCAGAGUGUCUUGGAAUCUAUAAAUGUUGUUAUUGAUGAUGCCUUUAUUGAGGGGGAGAGUGCUGAAAAUGGCGUUGACAUAGAAGAUCUAAGUGAAGAUCAAGGAGACAUUGCUGAAAAUAAAGAGCAAUCAAUCCCAAAAUCUCCACGCUCCUCAAAAAACAUAUCUGAGCAGGGUCUACCAAAUUGGGAUUAG
Molecule: messenger RNA, 2949 nt
Organism: Olea europaea var. sylvestris
Lineage: Eukaryota; Viridiplantae; Streptophyta; Magnoliopsida; Lamiales; Oleaceae
Exons: 10
Coding region: 1-2949 (982 amino acids)
Molecular function (GO): nucleic acid binding
Source: RefSeq, a predicted model, not a curated record